This is a messenger RNA of Sphaeroforma arctica JP610, 266 nucleotides long. RefSeq lists its product as hypothetical. The transcript has a single exon. The annotation marks the transcript as partial. The record is from RefSeq and is a predicted model, not a curated record. NCBI's taxonomy places the organism in Eukaryota, Ichthyosporea, Ichthyophonida.
AUAAUCCCACACCCUCUAGCAGCCCUCCUCCGAUCCAUUUGGGACCUUCGGCGGCCCGAAACGGUGCCGUACUGCGCUUGAACCUCACCACAUACGGCUCAUUUCCCGCCAAAUCACGCGCGAGUAUCUGGACUUAUCUACUAGACCUGCCCUUACGCGAAUCUGAUUGGACGAGGCUCACGCGUAUGGGUACCCAUGCCGCCUGCAAGGAUCUGCAUCUACGCUAUGUGUUUGCGAAUAGCCAAGGUGUGUGUGUAUGUGUGUAG